This is a messenger RNA of Corylus avellana, 886 nucleotides long. Its product is annotated as Ubiquitin-like superfamily protein. The record is from RefSeq and is a predicted model, not a curated record. Lineage: Eukaryota; Viridiplantae; Streptophyta; Magnoliopsida; Fagales; Betulaceae. Gene Ontology annotation, molecular function: protein binding.
AUGCACGCUCUCUGCUCUCUGCUCUCUGCUCUCCACCACUAUUAGAUAUAUAUGUAUAUAUAUAUAACCGGCCAACACCCAACACUCGUAUCUUCCUCCACAGAGAGUUACAGUUUUUGAGAGAAACAGAGAAACAGAGAAAGAGAGAGAGGAAAACAAUGAUGAAGCUGAGGUCAAAGAGGUUCUGCAGAAGCAGUUCAAAGCUCAGUAAUGGUGGCAAUAGCAUCAAGGGAGGUGAAAAGGAGAUCAAAUGGGAGCUUCGACCUGGUGGCAUGCUUGUCCAGAAGAGAGACACUGCUGAUAGUGAGGGGGAGGGGAUGAUCACCAUUAGAGUUGCCACUGUCUCCAAAUGGCAUGACAUUUCUGUUCAGGCCACUUCAACUUUUGGAGAAUUGAAGAUGAUAUUGUCAUUGGUGACUAGUCUGGAGCCAAGGGAGCAAAGGGUAUUGUUCAAAGGGAAAGAGAGAGAGGAUGAUGAAUACUUACACAUGGUUGGGGUUAGAGACAAGGACAAGGUGAUGCUGUUAGAAGAUCCAGCUACUAAGGAGAAGAAACUGUAUGGCUUUGGCACUGCAUGCCGUACCAUUAGCGUAUGACAUCGAUAGAGAUUUCAGCAAUUUUGCUACUCAGAUUACUAACAAUUUGAACAACGAAUUGCUGAAAAUCUGAAUCCGAAUGACACUAGUUAAUUAAAAGUGUUGUUCAUUGCUAACCAUAAGAAAAUGGUAAAAUAUGGUGGUGAAUCGUUCUUCACUUGGCUAAAUUAGGAACUUAAUUGUAUCGUUUUGGGUCGGAGUGGUUAAUUUUACUAAAAUGCGUAACCUAAUGCGCAUCUUGUGUCAAAUUGCAAAUCGUUUACUAUGUUAAUAGAAAUGUUGAAUUAACG